AUGUCGCUUUUUUCCGCCCAGCCCCCCACACAGCAGUCCACGCAGCCGUCCUCUUUUGGCUCCGCGUUUGGCUCCACGCAGCAAAACCAGCCGUUUUCUUCGGCGGGUGCCGCCACCACAAACACGCCCAAUUCGAGCGGCAAUGCCGCCGGAACACCCGCAAGCGCCGCGGCCGCCCCGUUCGCCCCGGCAUUCCCCAAAAACGGCGUGGCGGCGCCGGCUUUGCCCGCACAAAUAACGCCCGACGCCUCGUCCACGCGGAUCUUGAAGGACUUGUUGGAUUCUGCCCACAACUUGCCCAAAUUGCACCACGGCAGCAUCGGCCCGAUAAGCUUGCCUUUGAGCGAGUUGCGCAAGGAGACGCUGCAGCUCCGCAAGAACGAGAAGCACGGCGGAAACCACACCAAAGCGCACUACUUGUUGUCGAAAAGCGGCGUCAACGCGUCCGACUUCGAGGCCGAGUUGGACGCCUUGCCACGCCCUCAGGGCGGCGAGGCUGGCGCCGAGAACACGGGCCAAAACUACGCUCGCGACGUGGAAACUAGCGCGGAACGCGAGGACAUCGAAAACUACUUGGGCGCCAAGAAGGACGAGACCGUUUUGAGCGCCAUCGAGCAGUCGUUGGUGUCUGCUUCCAGGGACUUUGACCGCUUCAUCAACCUGAGCGUGGCCAUUGACUGGAAGGUGCGCAAAGACAACCUCAAGCGGCAGUUGGGCAUUCCUGUGCGCACCAAGAUCACCAGCGAGGAGCUCGCAAAGUCGUUCACAUGGAACAAGUCGUUGCCCGGCGCGUCGCGCGUGUUGGCGCCGUUGGCCCUGUCCAAAACGGCCGCCAACUCGACGCGCCACGUCUCCAGAGACAAGUUCGAGAGCAAUGCGCGCGUGGUGUAUAAGCUCAACGAGAGCCGCUUGGAAAACAGGCCGUUCCCGCUCUGCCUGAGCUUUGCGGACUUGUGCAAGACCAGCGCAGACUCGAAGUCCAAGCAGAUGGGCGAGAUCUGGCGCAUUCUUGCCGACCUCAGUGACGAGAAGCUGGCCACAGUCAACCAGGAGCAGCUUUUCUUCGAGUCCUACCAGGGUGCACAGCCCGAGAAGACGCUCAGAAAGCAGGUCGUGAAACACUCGAAGCUGGCGUUGGAACUGCAGUUCUUCAACUACAUGGACGAGAUCUAUACGAAGGACGACCAGAAGCCCCCCGAGUUCCAGCCGGCGACAAACAUCAACAAGGUGUCGUACUUCAUCCACAAGGUCAUCACGAAAAACAACGACUCCAAGUUGAUGGAAAGGACUUUGAACUACAACGGCGUGCCCAUUUGGGCUCUCGUCUUCUACUUGAUGAGAAGUGGACUCUAUGCAGAGGCCGUCGACUUGACCCAGGCCAACGAGGAAGCGUUCAACAAGUUUGACAAGAACUUCCCCAUCUACAUGUCUCACUUCUUCAAACUGGGCUGUUUCGACUUGCCCAGUGAGUUGCACGAGCGCAUCUCUUCGGACUACAGCCAGUCCCUCCAGUAUCUCAACGAGGAUGCAGCCACCUUUGACCCAUACAAGUAUGCCGUGUAUAAAAUCAUAGGCAAGUGUGACUUGGUCAAGAAAAACUUGCCUGCGGCUCUCAAUUUGAGCAUCGAGGACUGGUUGUGGUUUCAUUUGCUGAUCUUGAACGAGUUUGGCUCCACGGCAGCCUCCGACUUGCUCUAUGAAAACUACAGACUCGAGAGCUUACAGAAGAAAGUGGUGUCCUCGGGCCCUGCCAGAUUCAACGCCUCGUCGAACCACCCUGUUUAUGCCAAGACCUUGGUGAUGCUCGGCUUGUACGAAUUGGCUGUCCAGUAUGUGUACGAAAACAUCAACGAAUGUGACGCUGUGCACCUUGCCAUUGCCUUGAGCUACUAUGGCUUGUUGAAGUCUUCCAAGUCUACUUCCGAUGACUUGAUUGUGGUGGAUUCGAACGAUGCCUACCAGGUCAAUUUCAGCAGGCUCUUGGGGUCAUACACGCGCACGUUCAAGAUCAGUGACCCUAAAGUAGCGGCUCAGUACCUCAUACUAAUCUGUCUUUCCAAGGGCGGCCACAACGCCGAGGAAUCUGUCAAAUGCCACGAUGCUUUGCGCGAGCUCAUCCUGAUUUCCCGCGAGUUUGGUCUUCUUCUUGGCGAUUUGAACCCAGACACGGGGGACAAAGUUCCAGGUAUUCUCGAGCACCAGAGAGCCCUCAUCAACCUUCCGGACAUCAAGAAGUUUUACAGCCAGAUCACCGAGCGCAGCGCACAGAGAUGCGAGGAAGAGGGAAGGGCAUUCGAUGCAUUGCGUCUUUACCAACUCUGCCAGGAAUACGACACGGUGGUGUCGCUACUCAACAAGUUUUUGAGCGAAAUUUUGUCCAUGACCGAAUUAGACAAGCCAUUAUUGACGGGCGCCACUUAUCGCACCCCUGAAGGAGGCAUGCAGCCAGUGGAAACAAGCGAGAAUAACCUCAUUUUGUUAGCACGCAAGCUCAAGGGCAUCUUUGAAAGAAACAGUUUCAUUUCCGGCCAGAUUACGCCGAAGGAGAAGGAGAUUAACGAGUACUUGUUGCCAAUGGUUGACAUCAGAGAUAGAUUCGUUAAAAAAGACUGGCAAGGUGCUUUGGACGGCAUCAAAAACUUGGGACUCGUACCUAUCGUCGAUACAGAUGAUUUUAUCGAGGUCAGACGCGCGGCCGAAGCUUUGAAUGGCUAUGACGUGAAGUUGGUCAAGGUCAUUCCUUCCGUGCUCAUGAUUGUGAUGACGAGUAUUGCGCAAAUCAACCAUAACGCCUCAACGAAGAAGUUUGGCAUGGGCGGCCAAGAGAGAGGCGAGCUCGACAAGUUGAAGACUAUUGCUAAGAACUGUAUGGUUUACGCCGGUAUGAUCCAAUAUAGGAUGCCCCGCGAGACAUACAGUCUCUUGAUCAACCUAGAGGCUCUGUUGUAA
Metschnikowia bicuspidata var. bicuspidata NRRL YB-4993 is the source of this 2949-nucleotide messenger RNA. RefSeq names its product linker nucleoporin. Gene Ontology annotation, cellular component: nuclear pore. NCBI's taxonomy places the organism in Eukaryota, Fungi, Ascomycota, Pichiomycetes, Serinales, Metschnikowiaceae. The coding region runs from base 1 to 2949 and encodes 982 amino acids. Gene Ontology annotation, biological process: protein import into nucleus; poly(A)+ mRNA export from nucleus. Gene Ontology annotation, molecular function: structural constituent of nuclear pore. The record is from RefSeq and is a predicted model, not a curated record. The transcript has a single exon.